UGGACCUUGCUACUUCCUGCUCCUGGCCGCCACUGCUCAGAGACUAUGGAGCUGUGGAAGCAGCUGAGGCAGGCUGGACUGGUGCCCCCAGGGCUGGGCCCACCCCCGCGGGCCCUGAGGGUGGUGCCCCCAGUGAAGAGGGUGGGUCAGACCCUCAUGUUCCCAGGGGCUGACACUGGAGGUGCCAGGGAGAGUCUGCUGUGGAUCUGGAAGGAGCUGGUGAACCUCCGCCUAGUGGAUGUCCAGCUGCUGGGCCAGCUAUGCAGCCUGGGGUUGGAGAUGGGGGCACUUCAGGAGGAACUGAUCACCUUCCUGGAGGAGGAGGAGGACAGAGAGCUGGAAGGGAAGCAGGAGGGGGCCUGUGGUCCAGCCCCAGGUCACCGCCUCCCUGACUUUGAAAUGACUAUCUGAGGCCCUGCUGCUGUGCUUUUGGACACAUGAAUGCGCCACCUUCAGGAGACAGGCAGAUAUCUGCAGAUGGCAGCCGACGAGAAGCAGGGCUGCAAAUAUAACUCCUGCCCAGGUCCACAUUUGUAGAAAAGAUGCCCAAGACAGCAGGUGGAGGGCUCCAGCCUGAGGAGAGACAGCUCUUCUGGGAAGACAGUUGGACAUUCUUCAUAAAACCAUUACUCCCAGUGAGGAAAAAUACACGCUUGCAUUUCUGCGAUUCUUCAAAACAAUUUUCUGCUUGGGAGUGAGGAUAUUCCCAGAGAAGUGAGAUGCUGGCAGGUGCUGAAUUCCUGUCCAUGGGGAUUUCCGUCUUCAAAAAAACCUGCUUCUACUCUAGAGCCCGCGAGCCACAACUACUGAAGCCCGCGCGCCUAGAGCCCGUGCUCCGCAACAAGAGAAGCCACUGCAGUGAGAAGCCCGCGCACUGCAACGAAGACCCAAUGUAGACAAAAAUAAAUAAAAUAAAAUUUAAAAAUAUC
Balaenoptera acutorostrata (minke whale) is the source of this 929-nucleotide messenger RNA. It is a transcript of the gene ERICH4, whose product is annotated as glutamate rich 4. The transcript has 3 exons. The coding region runs from base 46 to 411 and encodes 121 amino acids. The record is from RefSeq and is a predicted model, not a curated record. Lineage: Eukaryota; Metazoa; Chordata; Mammalia; Artiodactyla; Balaenopteridae.